ACAACCCCUCGAGACAACGAAGUCGCCAUUAUCCAGCAUCAUCCAGAGAACAUCCCAUACCGAAACUUAGUCGAGUCAUCAUGCCUUCGGCCGUCGCUGAGCUGUAAACGCCCACUGCGGGCCAUGGCUGUUUUCCCCCGUGGUCCGCAGUCCAGCAGUUCACCGAGUUACCAGUCAAUUUCCUCGCUCGACUUAGUUUUCCACAGCCUCUUCCGCUCUUGAGCUGAAGCUCAACCGAGAGUCUGUCUCUGAAACCAACGAUUCUGCGAUUUGCCCGAUUGUCAAGGGCUUUGUUAUACACCAACCUCCACCACCUACCUCGACUCCUCCAUCUGUCCUCGUACCACUUCUCUUUACCCUCGAUAGCAUUCACCCGAGUAUCGACACGUCACUACCAGAAAGGAUACAACAUUUCCCACCAAUUUCUACACGCCACUGGAUUCUGAGUCUACAUCAAUUUCUGGUUCUUGGACCAUAUCGAAUUGGAUCUUGCAUACCAAGAAAACUCAGCGACAAUCACAAAGUCGCCACACAAUAGAUUCCAGACCAACCACCGAUUGUUUGUCUACUACAUAUACACAGAAACCAUGUCUCGCAGCUUGAAGCGCAAGUUUGCCGCCCCUGUCAAGGUCAAGAAGACCAAGACCGUCAACCGUCGGCGCCGGGUUUCCGACACCCCUUCUACCUCCUCAUUGGACCUGUCUGAUGAAGGUGGCUACUCUGCCGUCGAGGACAUUAGCGACUCCGAGGACGACGAUGAGGAUGAUGUCGCUGCGGCCGAGGAGGAGAACAUUAUGGAGGAAGCUAGCGUUCCAACCCCACAGCCAGCUCCUCGGCCGCGAACCCUCAUUGAAGAAGAGGACGACGAUGAUGAUGACGAUGACGAAGAUGACGACGACGAGCAGGGAGGCGCAGAUGUCGAUGAUGAUGAGGGCAGCUGGGGCGGUAUCCCCUCAGAGAAUGAGCAAGAUCUGCCAGAGUUCUACCAAGAAGCCGACUUCUUCGGCGCAGACACCCCUGUAGAACGUCAUGUUCACUUUGACAUGUCUCCCAGCGAGUCUGAUUCUACUGACACUGAGGAUGAUCAUGCCGACAUGUUUCCCGACAUUUUUGUUGACCAAAACACUCUCGACCCUGGAUUCCGUCGAGAGAUAGAAAACGACCCCGACGAGUCGUCAGGCUCAGGGUCGUUCUGGGACUACACUUACCAGUAUGGUGACCAGGAGGACUCGGACGCUGAAGAGAUCGUCCGUCAAUUGGAUGGGGAUGAGACCCCUACUGCUACACCCAGGGGACCCCUUGCCCUUUCUGCUCCCACGUCUCCUACUCCCACCUUUGAAGAGCCCCAAGAGCUGGACGGCUAUGAGACUGAUGGUGACACUACCGAAGAGGAUGAGCCAGAGCCACCUGUUCGCAGAAAGACACGGCGUCCUUCCAAUCCCCAGAGUGACAUGUCGGACUCGGAUACCGACAGCCCAGUAAAGGCCGAACGUGGUCAGCCCCGUGUGGGCCGCUACAACCUUGAUCGCUCCGACAAGAAGCCCAUUGCGGUUUUGAACCCCUUGACCAAGAAGAUGAUGAUCUUUACCCCCCACCGCCGGCGACACCUUGACCUCUCGCCGGAGCAGUUCAACUUGGGGUGGCCCUUUGAGGAUCAGACAUCCCCCAUUAUGAGCAACUCGGCCAAUCUGAUGCUCAGUGCCAUGUUCUCAGCCGACACCUUUGGCGACUUUGUUAAUGACAGCCAAGUCAUGGGGCCUGCCGAGGCCUUCUUCCCCUUUCCUUCAGAUGCCAACACGGCUGAUGAGAGCUCGACUGCGCCUAGUUUGCCUGACGAGGAUGGCGAGGCGAACCUCCAGCUAGAGUUUGAGGACUUUAUCGAUCUUGGAAGCGAUGACUCCAACGAUGAGGACGGAGACAACAACUGGGGCCCAGCCUCAACUCCUGCCCGACCCAGCACUGCUGGAAGCGAGAAGGAGGUUCUCUCGCAUCUCAACUCCGAAACAGUCGGAGCUUUCCGACGGAACCAAAUCAACCAGCAGCUCAUUCUGAGCAACCAAGCCACUCAGGACUCCCUUGCAUUCAGCGGUCCUUACAACGCCACGGCGAUUAAGGGUCUCAAAUCCGACCGCUUCGACACAGCCCGCGUACCCCUUACACCCAUCCGCCGUCAUAAGAAGCAGCUGAGUGAUCUCGCUCGAAGCCCCCUCGAGACUGUGUCUGCGAAGCGCAAGGCAUCAGGCGAGGUUGGCGGCGGCCACAAGAGACAUCGAAGCAUCUCUGACGUGAACCUUCUCCGCAUAUGAUGCAGAGCAAGGUUCCGACAGACACACCCAAAAACGUGCGAGGACGGCAUAGCCCUUGCGGCGCAGCUAUCCCUGGCCUCGACAGCACUUUCUUUUACAACCUUUUCCUUGAUUGAUUCCUUAUCUUCCGUUUCAGCGAAUCGCGCCAGCCUUCGUUCCCAGCGUGCCUGUGUAGAGCCCUUCCCGCAAGGGAUAGGGACGACUUCUUUUUUGGAGAUGAUACCCCAAGCCUCGAUCUUGGCCGGAAAGCCUGGGUCGAUGGUGUCUUUUGGAGGAUCGAUGUCCGCAGUUGGCUGCUCUGUGAGCGCCCUGCAGGAAUGGAAAAGAGUAAUGCCGCUAAUGAUGGUUCAAGAUGGUCAAAAGUUGUGGUCUCUCGUUCACUGGAGUUUUUCUAUGUUUGGGUCUAGAGGAUAGAUAAAAAUCCACGGCCAUGAUUCA
Molecule: messenger RNA, 2744 nt
Organism: Fusarium vanettenii 77-13-4
Lineage: Eukaryota; Fungi; Ascomycota; Sordariomycetes; Hypocreales; Nectriaceae
Exons: 2
Coding region: 588-2306 (572 amino acids)
Source: RefSeq, a predicted model, not a curated record